This is a messenger RNA of Rasamsonia emersonii CBS 393.64, 1140 nucleotides long. Its product is annotated as Disulfide oxidoreductase. Gene Ontology annotation, molecular function: electron-transferring-flavoprotein dehydrogenase activity; flavin adenine dinucleotide binding. The transcript has 5 exons. The record is from RefSeq and is a predicted model, not a curated record. Bases 1 to 1140 code for a protein of 379 amino acids. Gene Ontology annotation, cellular component: cytoplasm. Lineage: Eukaryota; Fungi; Ascomycota; Eurotiomycetes; Eurotiales; Trichocomaceae.
AUGUUGAGCGGAAUCAUCAUCGUCCUCAAAUUGAUCAAAUACAGCUACAAGCAAGUGGACUCGCCGAAGAACAUCGUGAUCAUUGGCGCCUCUUUUGCCGGCUAUCAUGCCGCGAAGCUCCUUACGAACUCCCUUCCCACUGGCUACCGAGUUGUGGUUGUGGAAAAAAGCUCCCACUUCCAGUUCACAUGGGUAUUUCCGAGAUUCUCUGUUGUCAACGGUCAUGAGCACAAAGCGUUCAUACCGUAUGGACCAUAUCUCAGUGGAGCUCCAAAAGGCAGCUGGCUCAUGAUGCAAGAUACGGUCCUCGAGGUCGUCCAAAAUGCGAUCUUCCUGCAAAGUGGCGCAAAGCUGGACUACGAGUAUCUGGUUAUCGCCACAGGCUCUCAUGCAGGCGCUCCCUCGAGACUCAAUGUUAAUCAGAAGGAGGAUGGGAUCAAAGUGCUACGAGGCUUGCAAAAUCGCAUCCGAGAUGCAAAUAAUUUGAUUGUCGUCGGCGGAGGGCCUGCCGGGGUCGAGCUUUCCUCGGACGCAAAGAGUCUCUACCCGGAGAAAAAUGUGACUUUGAUCCAUUCUCGAAAGACACUACUCAACAAGUUUGGGACUAAGCUUCAUGACACUGCUUUGGCAGCAUUGGAAGGUCUUGGUGUGCGCGUGGUUCUGGGUGAGCGUAUAGGACCCCAUGAAGAAGGAGACAUGCACGUCGUGUUGGGCUCUGGAGAAAGUAUUCCUUGCGAUCUAUUGAUUAGAUGUACAGGCCAGAAAGCUGCGUCUGAAAUCAUCGCCACCCUGUGUCCUGACUCGCUCUUGCCAGUGGGUGGAUUCCUUAAGGUGAAAGGCACACUACAGAUUGCAGACGAAAGAUUUGGAAACAUUUUCGCUGUCGGUGAUGUUAUAGAUUCUCCUGGACCUAAGAACGGCCGCUCCGCUAUACCGCUGGUCACUUAUAAUACGAAUCUGUUGAUGGAAGGUGGAAUAGAGUUGACUCUCGGCAUGGAUAAGAAUGUACUCUACAUCACAGAUGGGGCCAGGGAUAUUCUUCUGCACUCGAAAUCGAAGGAUGUAGCUUUAAAGACCAAGUCCUGUUGGAAACAUAUGGGCGCAGAGCCAUUUCUGGAUGAUUCUUCGAAGGAAACCUGA